UUGUCAUCUUCCCCGCCAAACUGUUUAAGCCGCCGCCAAAUUUGAUUCGAAUAUGGAGAAGUACCUAAAACGGUGUCGUAGCGCUUCAUCUUCCUCUUCUAAUGUAACAACCGGAUUUGAAAUAGUGGAAAUCAAACCUAGAGGAGAGGUGAAAUUGAACUUAGAUGAAAUCGUUAGUGAUCCUGGAUUGAGGAAGCCUGUUGAUGAAUUUGAUGUGAAUGUUCGGGAUGAAGUUCGGAGAGAGUACAUGGCCCGGGGGCCGUGCCAAUUAGUCGGUUACACGUACCCGAGGAGCACGUUCGGCAUCCACGAUAGGAGUUUUCAGGAGGUCUGGUAUCGAAAGUUUCCGUGGCUAGAGUAUAGCGAGUCGAAAGACGCGGCGUUUUGUUUCUGGUGUUAUCUUUUCAAGCAGUCGGAGAAGGGGGGCCGGUACGCAGUGGAUGCUUUCACGAAAACGGGGUUUUGUAACUGGAAACGAGCGCUGGAGAAGUUCAGCGCGCAUGUUGGGGCGGUGAAUAGUUGUCACAAUAACGCUAGGAUUCAGUUUGAGGCUUUCCAGGAUCAGAUUCAUAGUACGAAUAUGUUGGAGUCGUUUAGCCGGGAGAUGAAUGCUAUUUGUCGUGCACGUUUGACUACGUUGUUGGAUGUGACUCGUUUUAUUUUGAAGCAAGGAUGGCCUUUUUAUGGAGUUGAGGAGUUUGAUUUUUCGAUGAAUAGAGGUAAUUUCGUUGAGUUGCUUGAUUUUUUCAUUCAGAAUAAUCCCGGUAUCACUAAAGUGUUGGAUCUUAGUGCUCCGGAGAAUAGCCAAAUGAUGACCCUCGAAACUCAGAAACAAUUCGUGCAUGCUUGUGCUUCAGAGAUCACACUUGCCAUAGUCGGUGAUAUUGGAGACAAGGUUUUUACUCUCUUGGUUGACGGGUUUUGGGAUAUUAUUAUCGAUGAGCACAUUGGGAUUUUUGUAAGAUAUGUGAACGAUGAAGGAUGUGUGAUUGAGCGACUUCUUGAAAUUAUGCAACCACCCUAUUGUAAAUCCGAUUUCUUAAAAGGUGUUAUUGAUGCUUUAUUUGCAAAGCAUGGUUUAUCAUUCUCGAAACUGAGAGGUCUAGGAUUUAACGGGGGUUCAGGCUUUCGGCGUGAGUUUAGCAAGUUGAAAUCCGUAAUAUUGCAAGAAAAUCCAUACGCGAUGUAUAGUCAUUGCUUUUCUUGCCAACUCCAGUUGAUUAUUUUCGCUCUUGGCAAGGAACAACGUUUGAUCGUUUGCCAGGUUUUCGACGCGAUCUCCAUGAUAGUGAAUACAAUCGGAGCUGUGGUUAAAAUGCCAGAUGAACUGAAGCAGGCGGAGCACGAGAGGCUAGUUAAGGAAUUAGAUGGUGAAGAAGCGGAUGGUGAAGAUCAAGAUACUCGCUGGGGUUCGUACUAUCUGACAUUGCUCCGUCUCUGUUCUUCGUGGCCUUCAAUCGAACAAGUGUUGAUCAAUGUAUCUGAUCAUUCAACUUGUUCGGAUACUAGGUUGAAUGCUUAUCAUAUGAUUGAAAAGAUAGAUAAUCACGAAUUUGUUUUUCUGUUGCACUUGAUGAGAGAUUUACUCGGAAUCACACACGAGCUGUCGCUCGUCUUACAAGAAAAGGAGAAAAAUAUCAUUCAAGCCUUGUCGUUGAUAAGCAGCGUGAAAUAUCAGUUACAACGCUACAGGGAAGACAAUUGGGAAAUAAUUUUGGACCAAGUGAAUAAAUUCUGUGAAUUGAAUCAGGUUCCGUUGAUCGACAUGGAUGGCGAUACAUCACGGCCUGGUAAAAGGCAAUUCGAACCAGUCGUCUCCAAUCACCAUCACUAUCAUGUCCGCGUCUUCUGUCAGAUUGUUGAUUCGGUUAUCCAAGAGAUAAAUGAGCUUUUCUCGGAUGAUCGCAUUGAAGUACUUCGCUGCAUAGCAUGUCUUGAUCCGAGGAAUUCGUUUUCCCAAUUCAACGUCGAUCAACUCAUGCACUUUGCUUCUCUGUACAAAGAGGACUUCUCCGCGGACGACUAUUUAUUCCUUCCUCAGCAGCUGAGCAAUUUCGUCGCUAACAUGAGGCACGAUUCUGAAUUCUCCGAAAUCAGCAGCUUGGCACGCCUCGCCAUGAAGAUGGUUGAAACGGGUAAAAGUUCUGUUUUCCCAUUGGUGUAUCGUUUGAUUGAGUUGGCGUUGGUUUUGCCAAUCGCCACCGCGUCUGUUGAGAGAGCCUUUUCUGCUAUGAAGACCAUCAGGACUCACGAGGUUGACGAGCGGGGAGAGGAAUGGAGGAACGCUACUUUGAUUGCUCACAUCGAGCACGAUGUUCUAUCGACAGUCGAGAACGAGCAGAUCCUGCGGCAUAUUCAGUUAGGCUAGAAUCACCAGGACUCAAAUUUUUUUGUCGAUGUGAACGCAUUAAUAGUUUGAACAUUUGUUAGCAUAGUGAUUGAAAGGAGAAAAUCAUUGCUGUGUGUGUAUAUGGUUGAUUAGUACUCUCAUAUUAUAUCAUGUUAGUUAUUGGCAUUUUGAA
This is a messenger RNA of Salvia hispanica, 2522 nucleotides long. RefSeq lists its product as uncharacterized. Lineage: Eukaryota; Viridiplantae; Streptophyta; Magnoliopsida; Lamiales; Lamiaceae. The record is from RefSeq and is a predicted model, not a curated record.